Messenger RNA from Brassica napus (rape), 2786 nucleotides. RefSeq names its product aspartic proteinase 36-like. The record is from RefSeq and is a predicted model, not a curated record. Bases 1040 to 2542 code for a protein of 500 amino acids. Gene Ontology annotation, biological process: proteolysis. Gene Ontology annotation, molecular function: aspartic-type endopeptidase activity. Lineage: Eukaryota; Viridiplantae; Streptophyta; Magnoliopsida; Brassicales; Brassicaceae. The transcript has 9 exons.
UUUAAAAGAAAAAACAAAUUACACAGUAAGAGUAAUGUGACAAUCUCUAUAAUAUUAUUUGAGAAGUCAGUUUUUUACAUGUGUCGCUCACAUUAAUUCUAAUGAUGUUUAAUUACAUUGAUACACUUAAUGAAUCAAAUAUAUCUAAUUAUCAUUAUUAAUCAUUCUAUUUUAUUUUCUUUUUACUUUUUAUUUAAGUUUCAUUUUUCUUUAUAUUCUUCAAACUUAAUAAUAAAAAACAUUUAUAAAAUUUAAAACCGAAAAUAAAUUUUAUAUAUAAUGGAAUUCAUAAAAAGGAAAGUACACAAAAUAAUCUUGAUUUUGAAGUAAAGAAAUAACCUUUAUUUUAAAAGAUAAAAUUAAACAGCAUAAUAUAUAUUUUACAAUUAAUAAGUUUUUUAUUUAAAUCAAUUUAUUUCUCAAACUAUUACAAAAUAAUGAUUUAAAUAACAUAAACUAAGAUAUCUUUAAUCAAUAAAAAAAUUAUUGAAGUUUCUUUUUUAAAAAGCUUCCAAAUAACAUAUAUAAUAAAGAAAACAUUUAUAAAAUUUUAAAACGCAAAAUAUUAUAUAUUUGAUGUGAUUUCAUAGAAAAAAAUUUACUAUAAUAAUCUUAAUAUUAAAGUAAAGAAAUACUCUUCCAUUUAAAAAUUUAUCGGUUAUGUUUUAAUGCAACUUCGUAAUGAUCAUUACUUUAUUUCUUCUUAUUUUAUUUUUGUUAUAAUUUUUUUGGUUAUAGUCCUAUAGAUGCAAAUUUCCCAUAAAUCAAUCACCGUUGAAAAGGCGUUGCUUUUGGUUGGGUUUCCCUCUCUUCUCGUUCCCAUGUGUCCCUCCCUUCCUUUGGUUCAUGUUUGAAAUUAAGUUUCCAUCACAUACCAAAUCUAAAAGAAAAAAUACAAUAUCAGAAAGAAAAAGUCAAUUUAAUUCAAUUCAAAGCAAUUUCACGUUUUCUUAAUUUCUUCCUUUUUUCUUUUUAUAACUGAAAUUUGAAAUCGGAGCGAAGGAGAGAUAAUCUCUAGUUUACAUAAACGACGAGGGUGAUGAAUCUGAGUGUAACUCUACGCAUCUUUGCGGCGGUGUGCAUGGCCGUGAUCCAAUUAGCUUCUGGUAAUUUCGUGUUUAAUGUGACGCAUAAGUUCGCUGGAAAAGAUAAACAGCUAUCGGAGCUCAGAUCUCACGACAGCUUCCGUCACGCUAGAAUGCUUGCCAACCUUCAUCUACCUCUCGCCGGGGAUAGCCGAGCUGAUUCGAUCGGAUUGUACUACACGAAGAUCAAGCUUGGAUCACCGCCAAAGGACUACCAUGUUCAAGUUGACACAGGAAGUGAUAUACUCUGGGUCAACUGUGCACCUUGCCCUAAAUGUCCUGUCAAAACUGAUCUCAAUGUAAUGAUGCUUCUUUCAAACUCUUACUUGACCUUUCCGAAACAUUUCUCUCAACUGGUGUUUAUAUGUUUGAUGUGUAAGAUACCUCUGUCCUUGUACGACUCAAAAGCUUCCUCCACAUCCAAGAAAGUCGGGUGCGAAGAUGAUUUCUGCUCCUUCGUCUCGCAACCAGACGCUUGCGAACCCAUGAAGACAUGUAGUUAUCAUGUUGUGUAUGGAGAUGGGAGCGCAAGUGAUGGAGAGUUCGUCAAGGAUAACAUUACCCUGGAUCAAGUCACUGGAGACCUCCGAACUGCACCCCUUGCCCAGGAAGUCGUGUUCGGGUGUGGAAGCAAUCAAUCUGGACAACUUGGGAAGACUGACUCUGCAGUUGAUGGCAUUAUGGGAUUUGGACAAGCUAAUACCUCUAUCAUUUCGCAACUCGCUGCCGCCCGGAAUAAGAAGAGAAUCUUUUCACAUUGUCUAGACAAUGUAAACGGAGGUGGAAUUUUUGCUGUUGGGGAAGUCGAAUCUCCACUAGUGAAAUUUACUCCUUUGGUUCCCAAUCAGGUACAUUACAACGUCAUUUUAAAGGGGAUAGAUGUAGAUGGAGAACCUGUUGCUCUCCCACCAAGCAUAGCUAUUUUUGGCGGGAAUGGAGGAACCAUUAUUGACAGUGGUACAACUUUAGCUUACUUGCCAGAGAAUCUCUACACCUCGCUACUUCAGAAGAUUACUGCUCGGCAACCGGUGAAACUGCACACCGUACAGGAGACUUUUGCGUGCUUCAGUUUCACGUUAAACACAGAUAAAGCAUUUCCGGUAGUCAAUCUUCAUUUCGAGGACAACCUCAAAAUGAGUGUUUAUCCGCACGACUAUCUUUUCUCCCUUCGUAAAGAUUUGUAUUGCUUUGGUUGGCAAUCUGGUGGACUGACGAAUCAGGACGGAUCUGAUGGUAUCCUUUUGGGAGAUUUGGUGCUUUCAAACAAGUUGGUGGUAUACGAUCUGGAUAAUGAGGUCGUUGGAUGGGCAGAACACAACUGUUCGUCAAGCAUCAAAGUGAAAGAUGGAUCAGGAGCUGUUUACUCAGUCGAAGCAGAUAAUCUCAUAGCUUCUUCUUCUUCUCCUUCUUCUUCGUCUUCUUCGGAAACCGGAGACACAAUCAUUAAAGGAUUUUGAGGCAAAUGCGCAAGAAUUUUUGUUGUUGAAAUUGAGUGAUGUGGAAAACCAGAGCAAGUGGUCUAAUAUUAUUUGAUGAUUUCAUUGCAUUUUACAAAAUAAUUAGAGAUAUAGAACUAGUAGAUUUUAAUAAUGAGCCAACAUUGUGUUUAGUGUUAUAGAAUAGUGGAAAUACUAAAGAAAUGAAAUACAAAUAUGGAGACAGUACAAAUCAUAAUCUAAUAAGAAAAAGCCAAGAUGUCGA